AUGCCCGUGGUUGACCAUCCCAUCCUCCCCGUCAAGGGCAAGCGAAACGUCCUCGUCACCUCGGCCCUCCCCUAUGUCAACAACGUCCCCCAUCUGGGCAACGUCGUGGGCAGCGUGCUCAGCGCCGACGUCUACUCGAGAUUCAGCAAGCUCCGCGACCGUCCCACGCUCUACAUCUGCGGCACCGACGAGUACGGAACCGCGACCGAGACCAAGGCCCUCGAGACGGGCCAGACCCCCCAGCAGCUCUGCGACGAGUUCCACCAGAAGCACAAGGAGGUGUACGAGUGGUUCGAGAUCGGGUUCGACUACUUUGGGCGCACCACCACCCGCAAGCAGACCGAGAUCGUGCAGGACAUCUUCCUCAAGCUGCACGACAACGGCUUCCUCGAGGAGCGCACCACGACCCAGCCGUACUGCGAGAAGCACGGCAGCUACCUGGCCGACCGCUUCGUCGAGGGGACCUGCCCCAGGUGCGGCUACGACGACGCGCGCGGCGACCAGUGCGACAAGUGCGGAGGCCUUUUGGAUCCCUUUGAGCUCGUCAACCCUCGCUGCAAGAUCGACGGCGCGCAGCCGGUGCCCCGGGACACCAAGCACAUCUUCCUGAAGCUGGACAAGCUGCAGCCCGACAUUGAGAAGUGGUUCGAGGGCGCGCACAAGACGUUCGGCUGGCCGCAGAACGGCGUCGCCAUCACCAAGGCCUGGCUGGCCAAGGGCCUGGAGGGACGGAGCAUCACCCGCGAUCUCAAGUGGGGGGUCCCCAUCCCGCUGCCCGGCUACGAGGAAAAGGUCAUUUACGUCUGGUUCGACGCGUGCAUCGGGUACCCCUCCAUCACCGCCAACUACACGGACCAGUGGGAGAAGUGGUGGAAGAACCCGGACGACGUCUCGCUCUACCAGUUCAUGGGCAAGGACAACGUGCCCUUCCACACCGUCAUCUUCCCCGGGUCCGAGAUCGGCACCGGCCAGAAGUGGACCAUGCUGAACCACCUGUCCACCACCGAGUACCUCAACUACGAGAACGGCAAGUUCUCCAAGUCCCGGGGCGUCGGCGUCUUCGGCAACCAGGUCAAGCAGAUCGGCAUCUCGCCGUCCGUCUGGCGGUACUACCUGCUGUCGAACCGGCCCGAGACGGGCGACACCCAGUUCGAGUGGCAGUCGCUUGUCCUGGCCAACAACAGCGAGCUGCUGGCCAACCUGGGCAACUUUGUCAACCGCGUCGUCAAGUUCGUCAACGCCAGGUGCGGCGGCACCGUGCCCGACUUCUCCGCCUCGUACGCGGACGACUCGUUCGACUUUGCCGCCUGGGCCGGCCGCGUCAACGCCCACCUGGCCGAGUACGUGGACGAGAUGGAAAAGGUGCACAUCCGCGCCGGCGUCAAGAAGCUCAUGGAGAUGAGCGCCGAGGGCAACGCCCUGCUCCAGUACAGGCUCGACAACGCCAACCUGGUGGAGCAGCCCGAGCGGACCAGGACCGUCAUCGGCCUCGCCCUGAACCUGUGCCACCUGCUCGCCUCCCUCGCCUCCCCCUACAUGCCCUCCACGGCAGAGUCCAUCUGCAGGCAGCUGAACACGACCCUCGGCGCCAUCCCGGACACGUGGAGCACCGACACCCUGAAGGGCGGGCACAAGAUCGGCAAGGCGGCCUACCUGUUCACCCGCAUCGACGAAAAGAAGGUGCAGGAGUGGAAGGCGGAGUUUGGGGGCAGCGCCGAGUCCCGAGCGGCCGAGGAGGCGGCCAGGAGGAAGAAGCAGGAGGACAAGGAGAGGGAGAAGGAGAGGAAGAAGGCCAAAAAGGCGGCCAAGGCGGCCAAGGCGGGCCAGGCGGGCCCUGCCGGCAAGGACGCGGAGCAGGCGGGCGAGAAGCCGGAUGGCGCACUGGUGGCUGGAGAUACCAAGGAUCUCCCCAUCCGAGCCAAGCCCGAGGGGCAGUGA
Molecule: messenger RNA, 1938 nt
Organism: Ustilaginoidea virens
Lineage: Eukaryota; Fungi; Ascomycota; Sordariomycetes; Hypocreales; Clavicipitaceae
Exons: 1
Coding region: 1-1938 (645 amino acids)
Biological process (GO): methionyl-tRNA aminoacylation
Cellular component (GO): cytosol; aminoacyl-tRNA synthetase multienzyme complex
Molecular function (GO): methionine-tRNA ligase activity; ATP binding
Source: RefSeq, a predicted model, not a curated record